ACUCGCAGUCAACCGAAUCCGAGACUCUGUAGUGAGUGCAUGCUGCCGCUGGGGCCGAAGGAUUCCUCGCUCUCUAAUUGCGGUGGCGAAUUCAAAACAGAGCGCACGAAGGAAGGCUCUGUGUGUCUCUCUGGGGGGCAGACUGAGGCCUCCAGAGAAAGAGACCGAGAGGCCAAACCAGCCAGCGAUCGUCGCACGCGCUGCCACUCUUCGGUCGUCGUCGAUUGUCUGCCAAUUCCAACUUCUGUUCUCGUCCGAGUGCCUCGUGAAUGCGGGGCCGGUUGGAAUGAAUUGUCGAAAAUGUUGUCCUUGGUGCUUCGGAGGUAGUGUGCCGGGGAGAGACGAGGCAAGUGGUGGUUGAGGCGAAUUUCUCCAGGAGGGACGUGUGGGCCUCCGACGACCGGCUUUCGUGCAAUCUCCGUCAACUUUCUUGUGGUGUAGGAGUGGGUGGAGAGUGGAUUGCCAAUAGGCUGAAGGGGGAAUUUUUUACGUUGGCGAGAUGCGGGUGAAAGCGAAGGAGAGCUUAGCAGCGGCGAGAGAAGCCAGAGAAGCGCAGAUUAGAGCAGCAGCUAGGAGGGCGGAGAAUGGCGGUAACGAGAAUGGCAGGAAGAGGAGGAGGAGGGGGAACUCCAUAGAGUCCACAAUGUAUGAUUCUUCAGACAGUUACGAGAACCAUGUCAUUGAUCUUCGAGGAUCUCCGAAUCGCGCGAACGGAAUAGACGAUGGUGAAAGCCCUCUUAGAGAUGCUCAGAGCGAAGGUGAAGGCUCUUUGGAAAAUGGCAAUGCCCGAGUGGAUUGUGAUCUAGGGCAUUAUCUGUCAAAUGGUAACGGAAGAAGUGGUAAGCACCGCCAUGUAAUAAGAAAUGAGAGUCCAGAAGAAGAGGAGUACGAUGAGCCUUUGAAACCAAGGGAACAUGACUUUGUUCCAGGCCAACUAGUAUGGGCCAAGUUUGCCCGUUUUCCAUGGUGGCCAGCUCAGGUGAUGGAUGCUAGAGAUGCUGUGGAAGGUACAGGAGGAAAACCAGGUGCAGACACUGAUCUACUCGUGCGCUUCUUCGGCACUUAUGACUAUGGCUGGAUUGAUCCCUUCAAUAAUUUAUCGGAUUUUGAUGUGAAACUCACUGAGAGAAGCAAGAUUAGGAAGAAAGCUCUACAGAAAGGAGUUGAAGAGGCCCUGAUUUGGAGGAGUUCUGGAGCACUUCCUGAAAAAUGGGAGCAGACCUCUAAAAGUAUAAAACAAAAGCGGAAAGAGAACACUCAUAGCAAUGGUGUAGUAUCAUCAACAGUGGAAGUCAAGGAGUCAAGAACGGAUGCUGAAACCAAAGAAAGACGAGCACCCAGAAAAAGAAAACCCAAAGUUUUGUUCGAGGAGGAGGGUAGAAUUCAGCGUAAGCCACAAAGAAUGCAGAGACGCUUGCGUAUUAUGCGUCAACUCGGGCUUGCAGCUCCAGCCGGUUCACCGUUCACUGCAGAUUUCUUAAGGACUUAGGAUGUAGGCUAGGUACCAGUAGAUUUUCACAUGUUUUAGCUUUUAUCAUUUAGGUUUACCACCAGCUCAUGAAUUGUUGUCACAGAGUUCAUUUCACAACGGCAUAUGUGUUUGAUCAGUCCAAUCCAGUCAGUGACCUUGUCGAACUAAGGGCUUGUUGAAACUCAACCCAUCUAACCCUUCAUUUCUAGAGAUGAACAUCGAGUUUGGAAGGUGGCGAGUUUGCAUGAUUAUGUCUCUCAUCCAUUACAAUCAUUGUCCUGAGUAGACCUUUGCUCACAGGCUUUUGUAAGCUAAGCAAGAUUGUCCUCUCUUUGGAAAUGACUUAUCAAUUACACCCUUAUCAUAAAUUUUGAUUUGCCAAGCCAAGCCAAUUUUUAGCUUCUCAGAUCCUCUUUCCUCAGUACAUUACCCCCACCUUGAAUCCAUGGCACAUGGUACUGAGAUCACUGUGUACUUACUGAAACUGAAGAUGGAUAAUUUUUUUCACCUCUAGACUGAACCCUCAAGCAAACUUCUAGAAGCCUGGAAUGCCUUAGAACAUUUACUUUCUGACUACUACAUAUAAGGUAGGUUCACAUUUUUAUUUUUGUUUACUUUUUCUAGUCGAGAAGAAGUACUAUUAUACCAGAUUUAAUGUAAAAGUAAACGUCUGAAUUACGAUUGCCGGUAGUGCAUAUUGAGCAU
Molecule: messenger RNA, 2176 nt
Organism: Marchantia polymorpha subsp. ruderalis
Lineage: Eukaryota; Viridiplantae; Streptophyta; Marchantiopsida; Marchantiales; Marchantiaceae
Source: the annotation of a GenBank genome assembly